This is a messenger RNA of Amoebophrya sp. A25, 3896 nucleotides long. The record is from the annotation of a GenBank genome assembly. NCBI's taxonomy places the organism in Eukaryota, Dinophyceae, Syndiniales, Amoebophryaceae.
UGUCAUCGUCCUGCCAGCUGAAGUAUUGCGAAUGCGACGAUAAAUACCUUGUUGCGGUCGGCCCAAGACGGUUGUGUGUGUGGCGGCGUACCUGCUCCAUGUCUCAGCCAGUGCAUGACGCGUCCUUCUCCGGUCCCGCUGUGUUGCAGAUGCAGUUGCAUCAGGUGGCCAUGACGCCGGCUCCUACUGAGAAUUUUUGUAGCACACAAUUUCUUCAUGGCACUAGCUCACUUUCGGCUUCUGCAUCGAUUGCUGACGUAGCAUUUCGCAACGCUGUUCUUGGGGCCAGCCACGGUGGGAUGCGGGACGGUCUUGUGUAUCCUGCAGAAGAUCGUUCAUUCAGCGACUCACGUGCAUUGACGGCAUCUUCCAGUCGUUGCACUCCUAUGUUGAAAACUACAGGGACGACGAAUCGGCAAGCAAAAGAACCGGCCUUCUCGAGUGCUGUUUCCCUGCUGUUUGAUGACGGGUCUGUCCGCGUCCUUCGCACGAAGACGCUCGAGCCUCUGUUUGUCCUGGAGGCAGCUGCCACUGGUGCCCCCUUCACGCGGUUUGCGCUGGACUGCUUUUCGAGACGAAUCGUGCUGCUGCGCGGGAAUGGCGGCGAGCUCGAGGUGCGGGAUCUGGAUGUGUGCCGUGCUCUCGCGAAGCGUGAGGCCAGGCGGCGCGCGGCAGUCUUCGGAUGCGGAACACUGCCUACGAAAGCCGCCGUCACUACAACCACUGAAGAGAGCGAGAUGGACGAGGUUUUGCCUUCGAAUUCAUAUACUAUACUAUCUGGAGGUGGACCUGCUUCUUCCGCUGUCAAUGGGAGACAAGAAGUAUUCCAGAAAGUGAAGAGCAUGGUGAACGGCGUAACAUCAAGCUCGGAGGAGAAUUUCCCAGGUCGAUGCGAUGCCGAUGUCGAGGGUCCCAUGGGGCUGGGGGAUACAGUAACAGUGACGCCGAUGACGCUGCUCCCGAAUAGUCCUGAAAUAUUAGGUGGCAAUUUGUCGAGUUUCGCCUACACCCACGCUGACGCUGAGCGGGCCUACAGCCGGAAGUUCGGGUCGAUGCAGGCUGCCCGCUCUCACGAAACGAACCCGAUUAGUGCUGCAGAUGCAACGACCAGUUUUUUCGUCACGCCAUCACUGGUUGCAACAGCUGGGGGCGGUGGCUUCAUCGAGACGGCGCGCGACAGCAGAUUUAAGGACGAACGUGCGCUAGAGCAUCGAAGAGAACAAUGCGGCGGCUCAGAAAGUAGCAGUUCUUUCCGCGCCGACCCAGCGUCAAAACACGGCAGCAAGAGCACUCGGUACCCCGCAUCGAGCGGAAGCCCUGAAGAUGAAGCUACCGUUGCGGGUUUCGGCGGAAGUAGCAAAACGACGAACGCGCCAUCGACGUCGAAAACCACAGUGGCAACGAGCGGAGUAAACCAUCUCGAAUUGACUAGUUUAUCUGCAAGAACUUCUGUUACGCUUACGCAACGAGGAGCAAGUGCAAGUGCGACUUCUACGCAGUGUCACCACUUCGUUGUGAAAACGAGGCAAGACUUCGAGCGGCACGCCUUGCCGCUCUUGCAUGCCAACUUGCGUGGUGCGGGAUUGCUCGACAAAACUCGAAAUAACGGCCUCGUGUCUCAUGCCGCGUGCAAGGCGUUACUGAUGCGCCGUGGCCAGUUCUCGAACCGCUUGCGUCCCUUGUACUGGGUUUUUCUCCUACGACUGCCUUUCAGAGAAGACGCUCUCAGAGAAGACGCAGAUGGGUCUUUUGUUGAUGAACAACUACAAGCACCUUGCUCGCCUGACAAUGUUGUAAGGGUCGUUCUGAGUCUCGAGGAGCGCUUGUCGCGAUCCUUCAGACGCUGGUGUCCCGCACUCUUUUCGCAGCAGGGCAGUGCAGACGUUGUCAACGACUUUAUAGCAGCGCUGCUCCAUGGGCUGGGUUACAUACCUGGAUCCGGGGAGAACGAAAACAACUUGGGUUACGAACUGCACAUAAACGUCCUGUUCGAACUGCUGCUGUCGUUCUUUCUGCUCUAUGCCCGCGACUGGUUUUGGGCGGGCGACGGGAGUUGCCCCGAGUCCGUCUCCAUCGGAUUCGACGGGUUGGUAGCAGACCACCUAGGACCAACACGGUACGAAAACCUGUCGUCGUGCACUCGCUCACGUAUCAGCAGAGUAUCGAAUUUAAGACUCAUCUGUUGGUAUCGAAUUUACUUAAAUCAAUUUACAAUGUGAAGUUACCAUUUACCAUCUGGAAAUUUGGUUUUAGAAACUGUUGAAAGUCAAAGUGCAUCCUCGAAACGACACCUACCCUUUUUCUGUGUGGGGAUAAGUAGUUAGGGGCAAAUAAAGCUCUUUUUCUAAAUUUGAGAUGCGUGUGAUUAUGAUCUAGUACUAUCUUAAAGAAAGGGCCCAACAAGAACAAGCUGAAUGAUGCUGCGAGGGACCCACACGACUGCGGUAGCUCUAAGUAAUGACGUCGGCUGCUCGAAAGAUGAGACGGGUCAAUCCCUGGCAGAUGGUGGAUCUCGAAGGCAUGAGGAGUCUGUCGCUGCGACGUUGCUGUGGCCGUUGAUACGCACUCUGGGUCUUGCUGCAAUCGUUAAGGCGUCUUUGUGCUUGGCGUGUUUGUGCUUUAUUUUGUGUUUGUUGUUUUGGAAUGCUUAAGUGCGUAGCCCCCGUAUACUUUUGUUUCUGCUUAUCCCGGUAUGCAGAUCCUCAUAACUGCGAAGUUCAUUUUCAAUUUCGUGGCGCGAAUGUAUUGGCUACUGCAGCCACUACUACUCCUGCUAGCUAGAAGGAAAGCUUUGCAAAAUACACACCUCAGAAAGGAAGGCUCUUGCUCUUCUCAUUUCGACAGUGCUGUAGUUUCUUGAAGUUUCUAAAGUUGACAAGAUUACACAGGAACAACUAGAAGGAGGAUGUCAACCUUUUUUGAGGGUGUAGCGCUAAAAGCGAGAGUCGAGACUGGUGCUACGUUUUUGACCACUGCGUGGUUCACUGGCAUCGGCCGUGGAUGCUCGAGGCCUUUCUUCUUGCCUGGCUCAUGGACAGCACACAGCACGAGUCAGUAUGUAGCACAAGUUUGGUGAUUCCUCGGGUUUCCAAUCGCACCAGGAAGCCAACAAAUCUUAAGAAGCAGAUCGACGUGAAGGCAGUCGUUGCGUCCAUGUAUCGCUUGCAGGAAGAAGUAGGUGUGUACCUCGAAGCAGCGAGCACUGCGUCUGCGGAGAUACCGCUUGUGCCGCUUCCCAGCUGUGGCUCGUCUCUUCUUAAGGUUUGUUGUAGAUGAUGUAGAAACUUCGUCAUCUAUAGAUGGAGAUGUAGAAUCUUCCGAAAAACAGUAGAAAAUCAAGGCUAUUCGGUAUAGAAGCACUCGUCUUUUUGCCACGAAGCUUAUUGGAUUCAUUUCCCUAGAGUACCCUCGCAAGUUCCUAAGGGGAAUCCUGAGAAGAUGGACUUUCUCAGUAGAAUACUUGUGAAUAUCUGUGAGCUCUGCUAAGCUUCCGCAGUUUCAGCGUCUUCCGCAGACUUCCAUACAGCUGGUGGACCCACAUUUCAUGGCAGUACCACGAGGAGCAGCCGCAGCACGUGGCACUUCUCUUGGCCCUACAUUACUGACAACGACCGGAGGAAAGAGCCGCGGACUGGACCACUCAUGGACUGGCCCAGGGCAUCUCGUGAGCCCUUCUCUCGUGAAAGAGGAUACUACGUUAUUGGAAAUUUCGGUGUCAAUGUGUGACGAUCUCAUUCAGUCUCGAGAAGCGGAUAUUUCGCAACUAAGACAGCUCGGGAUUGUCACCUGACGUUUGGCGCCACUUCGCGGUUUAUCUGUGGGUUCGCAGAUGAACGACUCAACUUUUGUUUGCAAAGAAGAGAGAAGCACAAAAAAAAAGCAUGCUGUAGAUCUAU